GCUCUAAGAACCUGAUGAAGAAACAGUUAUGAGUAAGAGGACCAACCUUAAACAGGAAAUGUGGAGAAGAACUCCUCUAGAGGGCUCGGACCAUCAGUGUUAUAGGGAAGACAGCGCAAGCCUCGCGGCACCGGCCGACAGCAUGGUCCCGGUCCAGGAUGGAACGACCACAGACAGACUGCUCGUUCCACCACAAGAGUCCUUGCCAUCAGGACCAGGGUCUCCCCGGGGCAGGACGAGACAGGGGUCUCCUGCACGGAAGUUGGGCACCACGAGGAGACAGAAAGACAGAAAGGAUUUCAAGGACCCUGAGAACCCAGAGGAGAGGGAGAGGAGACAUAAAGACCAGCUCAAGCCUUUAUACAAGGAGCUCCUGUACACCAUCGAGCACAGACUGGGCAAAACAACAAGCAAAAUGGAGUACAGUAGCAGUCAGCUACUGGACUAUAUCAAAGAGGCAUUUGGCAUGACGGAUGCUGAGCACGAGAGCCUGUACGACAAAGUGAAGCACGCAGAGCGGCCAGUUUAUGCUCUGAAGGUCACAGUGAAGGAGGCCAAAGAGAUUCUGGGAAAAGAUGUUAGCGGCUUCAGCGACCCUUACUGCCUGCUGAGCAUUCUGCAGAAAAGCCAGGAACCUCCGUGCACCAGCGCAGGGGCCAAACCACAGAAAGCUGUGGUGAAGGAGUUGGCCCAGCAUGGAGAAAUUUUCCAAACCGAUAUUAAGAAACAGACACUCAAUCCGAUCUGGGUUGAAACCUUUACACUGGUGUUUGAAAACAUAACCAGCGCCAAUUUCCACAUGGAAAUGAUGGAUAAAGACGAAGAGGUUUCGCUCGCUCAAAAACUCGACGAGUUCCGAACAAACUUCUACGGCCUGAAAAGGAUGAUAAAGGACGCAAAAAAGGAGAAGGGUCAGGACGAUUUCCUGGGAAAUAUUGUCCUCAGACUGCAGGACCUCCACUGCACAGAGGACAGAUGGUACAAUCUUGGACCCCAAACAGAGACGUAUCCGGACCGCGGCAAAUGCCACCUGCAGCUCAAACUGAUCCACAAAGAGAGAGACGAAACUCUGAGCGCGGGCCGAAGUCCUUACGUGAACUACAGCGGAAUCUUGCAGCAGCUUGUUCACGCGCACAUCUCUAAACAGCAGGACAGCAGGCCCUGGAAGGGCGAGAUCUGUGGGGAGGGCACCACCCUGCUGGAGCACUAUGCCACCCAGAAUGACAUCUCCCCAUUUUUGCAAGACCUAGCGAAGUGGGUGGCCUACAGUAAACUGUAUCAGAGUCUAGAGGUGGACUCCACUGUGCUGUUUCAGCAACUGACCAGCAUAGAGUACCACUGGGACCUACAGGAGCUCCCUUACCAGCAGAAACAAGAGCUAGGAGACUCUCUGCAUGGCUUUCUGAAGUACGGUCUGUGUUUAGUCUCUAAAUAUAGGGACAUAUUUCAACCAACGCCCCAAACCACCCCACGGCUACACACACUGCUCAGAGUUCUGGUCCAAAUCUGUAAAACCCGAGCCUUCCAGAAGCUCAACCCUGCUAAUUUUGACCUACACGAUGAGGUCAUCGAUGCUGUAAUUAAUGGUACAGAAGAAUGGUUUAACAUUAAAAAGGGGCUUCAUCAGCCAAUGACCAAGGAUCUGCUGGAGAGCGUUAGUGCCCUCUGUCUUUUGAUUAGGGAAGUGCAGGAGGACAUUCGUCUCAACAAGGAUGUCUGGAACAGGGUGUUUGUCAGCGCCGUGCAGUUAGAUGUGUUUACAAUAGUGUACCAGAAGUUGGAUGCACUGUUGGCAGUAGAAGUUCGAGCCACACUGUCUCAGUUAGAGGAUCACAUGGAUCAGUCUCUGGCUAACAGUCUCUUUCCCAUGUACCUGAGUCUGCAAGCCAUCCACAAAGACAAAGCGUAUCUACAGAAGAGAGGGAAACUCCUGCAGUUAACCAGCUUCCACGAGGACUUUCGGGAGGCUCUUCCUUAUUGGCUGAAUAAAGCGUUCAGCACCACCCUGGAGCGGGUGGAGAAGGCGGUGGAGGUGGAUCAGCUGCAGCCUCUCCAGACGGGGGCAGUAGCGGUGAAGCACAGCUCCUCUGCCGUGGACCUGGCCGCAUGUCUGCAACCUCUCUGGCAGUUGUGGGAACAGCUGGGCUGGCCCGACUCCGAGGAGGGAUUCAUGCUCAUGGUCAAGCUCACAGAGGAUAUGUGCAAGAUUGCUUCCUCAUACUGCCGUUUACUGAAGUCUCGGGUGCAGAGGCUUUCGGAGAACUCCGACCCUGGCAGUGCUGUCAACAUGCUGUGUGUGGUGGUCAACGACCUGGAGCAUCUGCACUCGGUGCUGAACCGUCUCCCUCAGCAGCUCAACUGGGCAGGACUUCGUGAGCGGACACGCAAUGUGAUUGGAGAGGCGCAGUUCCAGAACACACUUCCGUCCCAGCUGCAGCACACACAGGCUGUCCUGAACCGUGAGAUCCGCUCGGCUGUUGACACCCUUGGGAAGAAGAUGCACACAGACAUCGAGGCGUUCGUCCGCGGGAUGGCCACACGACACAGGCUGCCUUCCAGAUCCACGGAGGAUGCAGUGAAUCCUCUGAUGAAGUAUCUGGAGAAAGAGCUGAAGUACAUGAAUGAAAAUCUGGUACAGGAGAACUUCAGCAGUUUGUUGACUCCGCUGUGGACAAACUCAGUGAAGAUACUGCAUCAGGUCUCCCAGCAGGAGGACAGCAGUGUGAUCUACUUCCAGAGGCUGCAGUUCACACUGCAGUGUCUGGAGCAGUGCUUUCAUGCUGAAGGCAACGGGCUUCCUCUCAACACACUGCACACAGAGGAGUAUAAGGCUCUGCAAAACCACUUGAUGCUGAACUCCAUGACCUGCAAACAGCUGAUGGAGAAGUUUUUUGAGAGGAAAGUCUGGGAGCAGAAAGUGUGUCACGGCGAGAAGUACGGCGCAGUGACGCUCAUCAUCUCCUACAAGCGCUCAGAUGAGAAGCUGCGUGUAGAGGUGUUGAACGCCGUCAACCUCAUCCCCCUGGACUCUAAUGGCUCCAGCGAUCCCUUUGUUCAGAUUUCUCUGGAACCGAAGCACAUCUUCCCACAAGUUGAACCGCACUAUACCAAGAUCAUAAACUGUGAGCUCAACCCACUGUUUGAGGAAUCCUUUGAAUUUCUUGUAACAUUAGAGCAGUGCCAGUCAACAGGAGCAUGCCUGAUGGUGACAGUGCUGGACCACGACACCCUGGGAAGUGAUGACUUUGAAGGAGAAGCCUUCCUCUCCCUGAAGGCCGUGCCAGGGGUGGCUGGAGGCGGAGCCUCCCCAGACCCCGCCCCUGCACAGAUCCGCCUUCCGCUGCUGCACCCCAAACCAAACAGUGAAACCACCCUCAAGUUGCUCGAAGCAAGAAAAGGUGAGCGUGAGGCUCAAGCCUUUGUAAAGCAGCGCAGGCAGAGAGAGAAGAAGUCUCAGGAAACGUAAAACAAUGGAAAAGUAAUGAGCAAAGAAGCAAGGUAUACAACAGAUCUUAGAAAUGUGGCAACAGUUUUAGAUCUGGAUAUAUUGUUUCUGAUGCAUUUAUUUUAUAGAGCAAAAUGUAAGUGAAUUAUUCUAAAAUGUUUUGCACAAUUAUAUUAGAACAAGUGUUAGUUAUAUCUAUCAGACUUUAUACAUUGUAAUACAUUGUAUAUGACAAUGUUUUGUGCGCAUUUUUGUUAUUAAAAACCAAUCGCAAAAAAACGAGACAUUUUCAUCCAAAAAUAUACAUUUAUUUUCUUGUACAAAAUCAGAUUGAAAGACUGUAGCUGAAUGGUUCUGAGCAGAUGAUUACAGAACUCACAGUGAAGCACUGAUAUUAGGUCAAAUUCUUUCAUUUCUUCAACUUCACACUGAAAUGAACCUAAAUUAUUCUAGCACCUCUGCUCCCAGAGGAGCAGUGGAUCCCAAGAACAGAGCACCCACAAAUGUAAUUUGUCUUACCAGACUUAAGGAACUCUUAGACUAGCCUACGAUCUGUUGGAUCAGUCUAUUCAGACUGUCCUAAUACCCAACCCUAGGCAGAAGCCCACUCAUACCCUAACCUUUACUCAUGAUCUGAUAUUAAAAUUAUGAAACAUGCCCAGUACUUAUUCAAAAUGUCUGUAGUCUCAUCUGCUCCAUGGUCCUAGAAUAUUCAUAUAGAAGACGCCCUCUGUUGGGUUGCUAGAAUCAGUGCACAUAAAAGGUUGCUUAAACCAAUCUUUUUUGUUUGACACCUGUUCACACAAAAUGUCAAAAUGAAUCAAAAGCUUACAUGAAAAAGGUAGAUUUAAAAACAGACUAGUAUCUUAUUACACAGAGUCAAUAUCUUAAAAGAGAACUAUGAAUAAAUCUUCACUUUUUCCUGCCUCUGUGUUGUACUUCAUGGUUGUGGUAUGUGGACAUUAACCUGAGUGUGCCAAGCUGUGUACAGAGGUGUGUUUUCCAUCUCUGUUCAAAAAGUAAUGUUUCUCUUUAGAAAAUCAUGGGAGUUAUUUAAAACAAUAGUUAUACAAUUAAAAACAAAAGGUUUUGCAAAAGCAAUGAGGAGCUUUCAGUAAUGCUAUACAUUUUCCUUUGUUGAAGAAGUUUCAAAAUGUAACACACAAAAUCCACUAAUUGCAGAAAGAAUGCAUGUCACAAAUUCUGAUUCUGGAACAUUCCCAAAGCAUGUGUGGGAAUGUUCGGGAAACUGUUUUCUGAAUGCUGAGGCAAUAAGCUGUGAUUGUCCCACUUUACCAGUAUUUGCUGUGCUAUCAUCUGACACAGGUAGAGAAUAUCUACUAGAUAAUAAUCACAUUAUUUUCAUUGAUAUUUUAGGUUUGAAACUGAUUCUGGCAAACUGGCAAGUGUUGGUUUCCCAUACAUGGAUCAAACCUAGUCUUGGACUAAAUUGCAAAGGAAAUGGAAUCAGAAAUUCUCUUUAGAGUCUUAUGAUGAUCUGGGUGAGCAAAACUGUCCCCAAGAGUUCUUGUUCUGAAAAGCCUUUUAAUAAACUAAGAAUAUAAUUUGAAAUUACAGUAUUUAUGCAAUAAUAAUAAUACUCAUUUACACCUAAGCUCUCCCCUUCCCAAUGAAUAAACUCAUGACAAUAUGAAAAGUCUAAAUUCAGUAAAAACAGCUUUACCAUUAGUUAUUUGCCUUGGGGCUCAUGGAAAUAAAUACGAUGGCACCUGCCAAUAGCCCUAUAUGAGAAUGUGUGUGUGCGCGCGUGCAUUUAUGUGUAAGAAGCAGAAUAGGUGGCCUCAGAAUCAGAGUUAGAUCAGUAAUUGUGCUGGGUUAUUGUUAAUCAUAGUUUAAAGGAUUAAAUAUAUAUUUUUUUUUUGCAAUUUAAAGGAUUGCACGCGUCACCCAUCCGAGUCAGAUUCAGAUGGGGACCAGAACGAAAUCCCGCGAUUGUUCCUCCAGUUGCGCGUCGUUGGGAUUGGCAUAGUGCCCUCUAUCCGGUACCUAGGAACCAAGGUAGUACGCACAGUCAGCCACAUCCCAACCAGUAAGGCCCACGCAACCAGCGACAGCUGUCUCCACUGGCACCCGUCAUGUGACAUAAUAAAGGAAAAUAAUUAAGUGGGCAGGGGAAAGACGGGUCAUUAGUAAAAUGAAGGCAAAGCCAAAAGAAAAAUGUAACAAAACGCUAAAAAAAAUAAAUAAAUAAAUA
Molecule: messenger RNA, 5660 nt
Organism: Electrophorus electricus (electric eel)
Lineage: Eukaryota; Metazoa; Chordata; Actinopteri; Gymnotiformes; Gymnotidae
Gene: unc13d
Product: unc-13 homolog D (C. elegans)
Biological process (GO): secretion
Cellular component (GO): exocytic vesicle
Source: RefSeq, a predicted model, not a curated record